AACAAGCCCCUCACCCCCCUUGAUGCUGCCGCCCCCCACCUCCCCCUCCACACCACCCGCCGACCACGCUGGCUCUGGGCCCCCUGGCGCUCCCACUCUCACGCAGGACCUCCGGUCUCUACCAAGUCUUGCGACGACCUGCACCGCGUCAGCGCCCCUGUCCACCCUGCCAGUAGUAGAUCUGAGGGGUGCCUCCUAACUCUGCUGCUGACUCCCUCACUGUUACUGACGCCUCGCACCAAUACUCCACCUCACUCCGGCACCAAGUAUCGCUUGUGGCGUGGAUUCAGCCGUAGCGCAAGGGACGUCAGUCUAGCGCCUCUCUCUUGUCCUCCUCGUCCCGCCAUCAGUCUGGCCGUCAUGGAUAAGUUCACGCCGCGGGCACCCCGACCUGUGCGCCACAAGGCCAGCACACUGCCCUAUUCUCCUGCCUCAGGUCCACAACCUAUGGAUCGGCGGCAUCGUGGCUUAGUAGCACUUUUACGACGACUGAGUCCUAGACUAAAGCGGACGCCCUCACCUGACCGUCCCUGGGUGAAGGUGGAACCGCGGCCUGCUGACCGCACUUCUGUUGCUUCCGACCACAGCUUCGAGACCGCCUUACAGGUGCGCUACCCAGAGAUGGUGGCGUAUAGUGCCUCUCACAUCCAGAGCAAUAACACACACAAUUCUGCAGAUGCUGGAUUGAAUAAGAGUGAAGGAGGUCGUGGUAGCCGGGGAGGCCUGAGCGGUCUACUCAACUCCUUGCGCUCUGCUAAAUCCGGACGUCAAGACAAGAACAGUUCCAACAGUGUAGCGAACGACAAACAUCGUGACAAAGAGACAGUUACUAUCACAAGGGAGAGUGACCACCAGCUACAAGAGCGCUACUACAGGGACCCGGGGGUGGAGGGCGGCGAGGGUCAACAGAACGGUGACACCAGACACACCCAACCGAGACUUUCUCCCCAGGCACCACCACCCGUCAUCCCUGCCACCACUGUGCCUGCCCUUCACUUGCACCCUGCCCAGUUGGACUCACGGGCCAAGGCGGACAUGACCACCACCCUCAUCCCUCUACACACCAGCACACGGCCCACCGCCUCUGUUCAACGGCCUCAUACGCUUAACUUGCCCAACCGCGGCCACUGCAGAGCGGGGUGGACGGCAACCAUUGGGCCGCCACCCCACCCACUGCCUCCACCACUACUACCAUCACUUCCACCACAAAUGUAUCAGCCCCUUCAAACACAAACUACCUCUGUCGACAGCAUAGGCUCCUGCUCACUUGACGUCAAUGCUACAGGCACAACCUCACCUGCAACCAUGGAAGCUGUUGAUGGUUCUCGGAGAAGCCUACGGAGCCUCAGCUUAGAAAACAACCUUUCUGAGGUAGGAGAGAGUGUAGUAACCACUCCAGUAAGACCUCUAAAGCUUCAACCAUUCACUGACCCAGGGUCUUUAAGAGACACGUCAAUAACAGAUGUCAGUUAUAAGGCUCCAUCUUACUUGGGUAUAUCUUGUGCUGUUAACGGCUACAGUAGACUUAAUAGGUACGACUCUUCACUACGGGAUGGUUUUCGCUCGAGAGAUGCUAGCCCAGCUCGAUUAGCAUUCAGCAGAAGUAGAGAUUCUAGUCCUAUGCGGCCAGAGUGGAAAGUAUUUGAUCUUCACACAAAGGCUUCACCACAAGCUACAGCUGCAAAAAUUAGGGAAUUAAAGGAGGAAUUAGCUCGUUUCAAAGCAGAAUUCCCUCAUCCUCCAGGAGAACGAGGUCGUCAAAGUUCAUCUAGAAAACUUGGAAGAAGGCCUUCACAAGGUCGUAGUGUCAGUGUAGAUAGAGGUUACCUGGUGAAAUCUGGAUCUAGAGAAAAAAUGAAUGGCCUUGAGAAAGACAUGUCCACUCAGGGUGCCCAGCGUGUACGUCUCGUAGAAAUAAAUAUGACCGAUUCACAAUCUGUAAAAUCUUCUAGCUACCAGUACUCAUUUGAACAGAGUAUUGUAAGAGGUGGUUUAAGUGAUACAAGUGACAGUAUACUCUGUUCCGCUCACUCCAAUGGUGACUCUCCAGACACAAAAUCUUUUAUUCAGUCUCGAAUUGAGCGGCUGUAUGGACCUAGUGCCCUUGGAGCAGGAUUUCGUAGUCGUCGUUCUUUGUUAGAGUUAGAAAAAGAGCAGAAGGAUAGGGAGUCUGGAGUGUUUCGGAGUCCUGUGUUACCUUCACAGGUAGACAACCUCUAUGAACCAGAAGCAAAGGCUCCAGAAGGAUUCCCCAGUGUAUUUAGGCAUUUGCGUCCUGAGUUCAGAACCCAGCUGCAAGUGAAGCGUAGCAAUAGAUUAAAACCAGGAAUAUCCUUGGAAUUGCCUUCAAUAAAUAACACCAGUGAUAUUAAUUCUCCAAAGAGACCUGGAAGAGUUAUACCAAUUAUCUUAACAGAUACAUUUGAGAAAAACACCCAGAAACCUCCAGUUCCUCAACCUAAACCAGAGGUACCCAUUACUAAUGAAGCCAGUAGAGAAAACAAAGUUCUUAAUAGGGACAGCAAACCAGUUGUGCAGAAGAUAAUUAAUGGUAAUGGAAAUAUUAAAGAAACUGAUGCCACAUUGGAGAAAGAGACAUGUGUAAAUGGAAGUGCAAUAGAAGAUAAAGUUAGUGUUAAGGAAGAGCAAGAAUCAACAAAGAGAACUAGUAAUGUAAAUGGUGUGUCAGACUCAGUGAAUUUAAAUGGAAAUUUUAAUAAAACCUCUGAAGAAGAAGAAAAAGAUGGUCACUAUUUUUUGAAGGUGGUAGAAGGUGUGGUGAAGAGCAUUGAAGCUCAGGUUGUUGAAAUUGAAUCUGACCUAGAGGCAAGAGGGUCAGAGAUGAGUGAAGAAGUCCGUGGAAAGGUGCUAGCAGCUAUUGGAAAGGCUCGUCUCCUCGUAUCUCAGAAGAUUCGACAAUUCCAAGGCCUUUGUCACAAGAAUAUUUCUGGAACUAUAGGGGAAGAGUUCCCAACAACCUGUCAAGAUUUAGCUGGUUUUUGGGACAUGGUAUCUAUCCAAGUUGAGGACAUCAGGAAUUCCAUACAAGAAAUUGUUGUACUACGCACCAAUGGGUGGAAGGAGGUAAACCAAAUAGAUACCAUUGACGGGGCCAACAGAAAUGUUACCACUGGUCAUGCCCGUCGAAAACCUGCACCUAGACCCUCCAGACCUGCAAAAUUUACAAAAGGUAGUGCAGAGAAAACCGAGGAAGGAAAAAGUAGAGAUGAAGCCCGCAAGAAAAUGAUGGAGGAAAGACGAAAGGCUAUGAAGGAAGCAAUGAAAGCCAAAAAAGCAGAGGCUGAAGCAAGAAAGGCAGAACAGGAUGAUGAGGCCCCAGUGGAAAUUUUCGUUCCUGACAGCAAGUAGAGUAUUAUGGAAGUUAUUAGAUGUUUGAAAUCCCCAAGUGUAUGAUGUGUGAUAGAUAUGUAAAUUCAUGAUGACAUUGAUACUUUGACAAGGAAACUUAAUUGGUAGUAUUCCUUUAAACCUGGUCAUGUUGGUGUGCUACAAGUGUUAGCUCUAAUGGCUGUAGACUAAAUGAAUAAGUCUGGUGCAGUACAGUGGAAGAUUUACGCUGACUUAUGAACUUACUCUGUGUAGGUGAUGGGUCCAGAAAAGUUAAGGGGUUCGCGAGAACCUGUUCCAUUUUGUAAGUUGACUUAAAUUCCUGCAAUGAAAUUAUUAUCUAGUAAGCCAUAAUAUUGACAAUGAUUGUUAUGUGGUAGAUUUAAGAUAUUGUUAACAAGUGAAGAAAAUGUCACACAAAGGUAGGGAAAGGCAGGACACUUGCUAUUAAUGGGAAACACUCUUGACUAUUUCCCAGUACAACUUGUUCAUGUUGUUACUGGCCUGUGCCAGUUUUUUUCCAGUAUCCUUUCGAUUGUAGUGAUGCUGUCUUAGAACAAACAGUGCUGUUAUUAGGUUUUGUCUCAAAUUUUAAAGUUAUAAAAUGUAUCUAAUAUUGUAAAUCAUUUUAAUCGCACUUACAUUCCCAAGUACUGUAUUCAAGCUUCAGUAAUAUCUCGUGAACCAAUUUCUUUUGAGUGAGGUGGUGUAUAUAGCAAAGGAAGUUUUAUGGGUUAUAUCUUUAUUUUGGAACUUAGAUGAUAUAUACAGAAUAAAGUUAGAGAGGUCCUGCUUGUGUGAAGGUAAAUUAAGAGUACUGUAUCAAAUUUUAUAUAACUGUUUACCCUAAUUGUAAAUUUCAAAGCAAUAUAACGAGUUUCCCUAAGUCAUAUGUUUUCAUUUUUUAAUGAAAUAUUAUAAUUGGGCCUGCAUAAAAUAUAUAAGGGAUUAUGUCCCCUGCUUAUGACCUGAAUUUGCACAUUUCAACUCGACGCCCAGCAUUAUCUGUCUGUACUCGAUGAACUUAUGUUAUCCUCCAAAUACCUCUCCUUUUUUAUACCUUGUCACUUUCUUUUGUGUAUUUUAUUAUUAAAAUUAUUAUUACUGGAAAAGUAGUAAAAAUUUUGUACAGCCACCAAUUAAUUUUACUUUGCUGUACUCACCUACCUAAUCACUGGAAAUCUGCAUUUGUUCCUUUAAAUAAUGGCAUUGCAGUAACCUGCUUUCUUCAUGUUUGUUAUGUAUUGAAAAGCAUUCAAGAUUUAAUUACAAUUGCAUAAAAGACCUCAUAAUCCAAAGGGACAUUUCUCUCCUGUUUAUUUUUUAUUUUACCAUGUACAGUAUAUAAUUUUAUAUUUGUAUGUCAAGUUCAUUUUCAGUAAUUUUAAAAUUUAGCACCAUUAUGAAUAUUUAAACUAGGGUUUUUUAUUUGCUGAUGUGUAUUUCACAUUUGUAAUAAUGUUUUGCACUAUUUUUAUCAUGCAUAUGUAUUGUGUACUGUAUUUAUCUGCUAUUUAUUGUUGGCUUUAAACUGAAUGAUGAUAUCUUCUUGAAGCAGCCCUGUAGCACUUGCCUACAUUGUCUUAUCCAUGAGGUAUAUGUUUUUAUAAUCAAUUAAAAUAUUCCUAAUAGACUGAACAGUCCAGAGAGUGGUGAUUCCGAGUAUCAUACACACUUGUAAAUGAAUUGCAAGAUUUUACCUCAAAUUUAUAAAAGCAGUGUGCUGACCCUAGCUAGAUUUGCAUUAGAAUACAGGUGCAGUUGUAAACUGAUUGUUGUUGUUUACUUCUUUUUGUAUAGGAAGAAUUUUUUUACUUAUAAUGAAUGAUGACAUUAGAAAUGUGCCUUGUAUCUGCUUCCCAUGUGAACUUUUAAGUAUGGUAAAUGUUUUUACAGAAUGCAUUAUUAUCUGAGUUCAUCAUUGUGUGCAGUACCCUGUAAUUAGGCAGCUGUUGAUGUUUAAACUUUUAUAUACCAAAAUGUUAACAUUUUAUUAACCAACUGAAAGUAAAUAUUGAAAUGUAUAUAAUGGGUCAGUAAAGUUUGAGAAUGAAUAAAAAAAAAUAUAUAUAUA
Molecule: messenger RNA, 5422 nt
Organism: Homarus americanus (American lobster)
Lineage: Eukaryota; Metazoa; Arthropoda; Malacostraca; Decapoda; Nephropidae
Exons: 12
Coding region: 361-3369 (1002 amino acids)
Biological process (GO): signaling
Cellular component (GO): postsynaptic specialization; glutamatergic synapse
Molecular function (GO): molecular adaptor activity
Source: RefSeq, a predicted model, not a curated record